UUGUUAUAAUCAAAAUGAAAAAGUGGAACGUUCUACAAACAGUUGUUACUUCUCCGCUCACUGAAACUAAAAACGAUACUGGUACUGGUAAAUCGCAAAAUGCAGAUAUCAAACAAGAAGAAAAUAAAACUGAAAAAUGUUCCAAGAAAUAAAAUGCAAAAAAUGCCGUAAAACUAUCUUUAGCCCAGAUCUCAUCAAAACUAACCUAAUUUUAAAUGCCCAUGGUCGUCCAAUGGAUAAUUCUAGAGUUUGUGAUAUUAACGUUGAAGAAACCAAUAUAUUUAUAAAUGACGAGAAUCUUCCUAGUUGGAUAAAAGAUCGAAUUGAAGCUGAAGAAUGGUCUAAAGGUAGAAUUAAUUGCCCUAAUUGUGAUUCAAGAAUUGGUAGUUUUGAUUAUGUGUCUGGACAAAAGUGUGCAUGUUUUACUAAUUUGUUGCCACCUAUUCAUUUUAUAAAAAGUAAAAUAGAUUUAAUCAAAAAGUAA
This is a messenger RNA of Diabrotica balteata, 484 nucleotides long. The record is from the annotation of a GenBank genome assembly. Lineage: Eukaryota; Metazoa; Arthropoda; Insecta; Coleoptera; Chrysomelidae.